AUGUAGUUAUAAAAUUCAAUUCGAACAAUGGAGGAAAUAGAAUACUUAGAGAAUCAAGUGUACCCGAAAUUACACACUGCUUUAGUGCAGCUGAUAGACCAUAUUGUAAAGACAGAGGAAGUGAGAAAACAUUAGGAAAGAUUGAAGAAAAUUAAAAUAUUUGACAGGAUUGAACAAAAGAAAGUAGAGAAACAGAGAUUGAAAAAUGAAUUGGGAUCAGCAUAUGAAUCCUCGUCUCAGGGUUCUGCAGAGAAUGAUGAUUUAAUGGGGAUGAGUUCAUAACUGAUUAAAAACGAUGAAUCCAUCUUUCCGAUAAAUCACCAAAUACAGGCUCCGGCAGGAAUCUCAAUAGAUGACAUGAGUCCUCAGGAUAUGAAGAAGGAAAUCAAUCUGGCGUUGAAUCAGAUUCAAGAGGAUCAAGAUGACGAGGAAGCCCCAGAUAAACAAGAAUUGCAGCAUUUGAAAUAGCAAAUGAAGUAGCAAAGAGAGGCUCUUGAAUUCAAUCCAUUGAUCUAUUUAGCACAUUUAUUAAGAGAAUUGUAGAAAUGA
Messenger RNA from Paramecium octaurelia, 549 nucleotides. NCBI's taxonomy places the organism in Eukaryota, Ciliophora, Oligohymenophorea, Peniculida, Parameciidae. The record is from the annotation of a GenBank genome assembly.